AUUGCUGACUCACUCUUUUCCCUGCGCUCCCUAGAAUGACGGACGUCGAGAUCCGUGAAGCUGCCCUCAACCUCACCGAAAGGGAUGAUCCUAAACAAAUGUCUGACGGUCUUGCGAAUUGCGUCAGCUGCGUGUGGGUGUGCAAAACCGCCGCCACGAAUAUACUAUUACCUGAAGCAAAGCUGUUCCACAUUUGCUUCUGGACCAAAUGUUUCGCAGGGGGUUCUUGUGAGAAGCAACUGUUGUCAUGGGCCGAAUGGUUUGGCCAACAGAAAUUUCCUAGCGAAGCUCAAUUCGCGCAGGCGUGGAGCCAGAUGUGGCGUCCUAUGUAUGACAAGAUUGAGCUGAAGGGGACUGAAGAGGAAUAGUACUUCACAAGAGUAUUGUUCUCAUCCAGAGCGUUAGGUUGGCUACGUGAGCCCUGUAAUGUCACGUUGCGCAGAACUGUCGAAUUGGCUUUCGGGCAAGGCAGUUGAAGGGAGCCGAUGUCCUGGCGCUAAAACGCUGCAGUGGGAUUGGCAUAUACGGAAAUAGUUUUCUGGGGUUUUGUUUGCAAGUGGUCAAGGAUUAUUCUAGCUUCCGUUUCGUUGAGAGGAGUAGUAUUUGCAAUCGGUCAUAGUCUCAAUUUGGAUAUUUACAUGCCUGCGGCUGCGAGGCCAUGAU
Molecule: messenger RNA, 663 nt
Organism: Colletotrichum godetiae
Lineage: Eukaryota; Fungi; Ascomycota; Sordariomycetes; Glomerellales; Glomerellaceae
Exons: 3
Coding region: 36-368 (110 amino acids)
Source: RefSeq, a predicted model, not a curated record